This is a messenger RNA of Hemicordylus capensis (graceful crag lizard), 1307 nucleotides long. RefSeq names its product ring finger protein 181 (gene RNF181). Gene Ontology annotation, biological process: protein ubiquitination. NCBI's taxonomy places the organism in Eukaryota, Metazoa, Chordata, Lepidosauria, Squamata, Cordylidae. Bases 639 to 1115 code for a protein of 158 amino acids. Gene Ontology annotation, cellular component: cytoplasm. The transcript is spliced from 5 exons. The record is from RefSeq and is a predicted model, not a curated record. Gene Ontology annotation, molecular function: ubiquitin protein ligase activity.
UUCCUUGCUGCUGCCUGCCUGCCAGCCACCCCUUGGCUGCGCCUCCCCUGAGACUGGGGGGGGGGGGUGUCUGGAGUGCCCCUCCCCCCGUCUGCAGCGAGGGGUCACUCACAGCAGCGCUGGAAAGCACACACCCCCCGGCCCCCCCAGGCCCCUCCCGAGCAGGCGCCCCUCCGGUACGCACCCGGGGGCGGGCGAGGCGCGCUAGCAGGCCACGGAGAGGAAGCUGCUGCUGCUGCUGCGCGCUACGCCAGGCGAGCCCCUCCAGCAGAGACGUGCCAGCAGCGGCGGAGGUGAAGCAGCUGGGCCCGCACCAGCAGCAGCAGCAGCAGCGCCAAGUUCGCAGGACCCUGCUGCUGCCUGCCCGGGUUCCUCCGCCUCCGCCGCUGCCUGCCCAAGUCCCGCCGCGCUCCCGGAUUGGCUCAACAAGCCGCAGCUGCGCGGCGCCUGCUUCUUCCGGGUCUGCCGGGAGCCGCUUCCAGCCGCGUCACUCUCGCCCGGGCCGAGGGGAGCCGCCGGCGGGACGGCAGCAGCAGCAGCAGCAGCCGGCGCCCCCCGCCCCCCGCCACCGACCCCCGCGCUGGGCUGCGCCGUGCACCGCUGCGGAGGCCCGCCUCGUCUCCGCGCCGCCUCCCGCCAUGGCCUCCUACUUCGAGGAGCACGACUGCGAGCCGGGAUCCGGGCCCCCCUCGGAGGAGCGGCUGGGCAGGGCCCUGCUGGAGCUGGCCCGGUCCCUUUUCAACGGCCUGGAGAUCGACUUGGGCUCCCUCGACAGCGGGGGCUGGGAACAGCGGCUGCCCCCGCCAGCUGCCAGGCGGGCUGUCGAGAGCCUCCCGGCCGUGCCGGUCACCCCACAACAGGCCGAUAAAGGCUUGAAGUGUCCCGUGUGCCUGCUGGAGUUCGAGGAGGCCGAGGUGGUCCGCAAGAUGCCCUGCCAGCACCUGUUCCACACCGGCUGCAUCCUCCCCUGGCUUGGAAAGACCAACUCCUGCCCCCUCUGCCGCCAUGAGCUGCCCACGGACGACGAGACCUACGAAGAGUACAAGAAGGAGAAGGACCGGAGGCAGCAGCAGGCGCACAGGCUGGAGUAUCUCCACGGGGCGAUGUACACGUGACGCCUCCCGCUCCUCCUCCUCCUCCUCCUCCUUCUCCAGCGCAGCAGCCGCCCUCUGCCGGGUGUCCGUCCUAGCCUCUUCCGCAAGUGCCAGGGCCCAAGACGGAGAGGGGCAGCAGGCCGCAAGCAUCCCUCCUCUCGGCCUCCCUGCCAACGGGCUUGUGCAACUCCAAAAUAAACAUCCCCAGACUUC